Molecule: messenger RNA, 1986 nt
Organism: Rodentolepis nana
Lineage: Eukaryota; Metazoa; Platyhelminthes; Cestoda; Cyclophyllidea; Hymenolepididae
Source: the annotation of a GenBank genome assembly
AUGAGCAAAGUUUCUUUUCGAACUCGUCAAAUUGACUAUAACCGAACACUUUCAAUUAUCAGAUAUGAUUCUCAGCAGUAUCAGGAGCUUGGUGAGGGGGCCUUCGUCAGUCGCGGAGUCCCUACCGUUCCUAGUGGGAUGGAACGCGAAGAAGAAAAUGAGCAUCACUUCAUCGAGGUGCUUCAGGCGAUGCAAAGACAAAAGACGUCGGAGGUAUCUAUUCCGGUGCCUGAGAUAAUUGAAAUGAACGAGGAGUACGAGAGCACAUAUACAGCGGAUUUCGCUAUCCCCGAUAAUCUUAUUCACGUAUGUACGGCAUUUUUGAACGACGACGAACAAAUUGAGUAUGAUAUGGACGCCGAAGACGAACGAUGGCUCUCUCGAAGUGGUCUUGAUCUCACUCCUAGCGGUUUUGAGUACAUGAUUGAGAGAAUGGAGCGAAAUUGCAGUCAAAAGAAGUGGCUAACGCUAGAUGAUGUCAAGCACAUUCUUCAGGAUUUUUCUAUGCGUGAUAUUAUCGCUGUUUAUGAUUAUUGGCUUGAGAAGCGUUUACGUCAUCCCAAACCUCUCAUUCCAAUGAUAUUACAAGAAAAGAAGGAUGGGAGUACUAAUGAUGCCUACGUUGCUUUUCGUCGACGAACUGAGCGCAUGCAGACGAGGAAGAAUAGAAAGAAUGAGGAAUAUUCCUAUGAAAGAAUGCUCAUCUUCCAAUUAAUUAAUCAUAAGGGAAAAAAAAUUCCAAAACGCAUAGUCGAGCGUGAAAUGUGCAAAGCUGAUUUGAUUGAUAUUGACCGCCAGAUGUUCAAAUUGCGCUAUCAAUCUGAAGAUUGGGAUGGCUCAUUGCUGGAGGAAUCGAAUGCUAUUGCCUCUCGAAGUCCCAGAUCCUUUACUGUGGAGUAUGCAGACAAGCAUUUAAUGUCAAGGAAACGGAAAUCCUCUCCAAGGUCUUAUUUGAGAACGCCAUUUGACAAUGUUGAAGUUGCUGAACCAAAGGAUAAAGAGGUUGAACUAUUCCCGUUCAUUCGAUUGCCCGGCUGUAAAUAUCAAAAACCUAUGAAUUAUGAAGCCGAUGAAGGUGCCGGAGGAGGGUAUAGUUUAUCCCAAGUAGAACGUGUUCAUCGAAGUGUUCGGUAUAGACACACUGGCUACAUGCGUCAACGAUUUGGUAGAGGUGGUCGGCGGCGUAUCGACCGCAUGCAACUAUCGCCUGCUACUGUAGAUACCAAUAGAUACCUCCCUAACUCCUCCUCUCAAUCCCAACCUGAAAUUCAAGUUGUUGAACUUCAGCACUUCCCUAGUUCUGGCAUUUCGCUUCCGCAUCGUUGUAAUGAUUCUACCCUAAAUGCAACGCCUCUAAGUAGAAUUCACCCAAGUCUUUCCACUCCCUCCUUUACAAGUUUUGAUUCGUUCCUCCGUGGUCUUUCAAAAGACCAGUUAGCCCAUUACCUCAAAUGUUUAAUGAACGGUAACUGUCUUGUAUCGGCAGCUGAUAGCCGACCAGCUCAUAGAAAUAGCAUUUAUUCCUCCCCUGUACAAAAGAUCUCAGAUAGUGUUGAUGCAUCGCCGAGCCCUUCUUAUCAAAAACUAGAGGGGAAGCAGCUGACUGUCGUGUCAAAACCAAAUUACAGAAGCACCACUGGUGGCAGCAACCACAGACUCUCGGUGAAUAGCAACAGUGAUAACAAUGUUGGUGCCCCCCUCCAACCCGCUGUCGCUUCUGCCAAAGGUCGCAUAGUUCCAAUGCCUCUCACGAAUGGGAGAGGAUCAGCAAAUUCCUCUCCAAAAAAGGCAUUGGUAAACGGUGGCGGGACAUCACCCUACAUUGACGGUAACCUUACCCGGCUACCUGCCACCACUACUCCUGUUCGAAAGAGUAGCGCCCUAGCAACGAUGGUCAAGAACUCAAACUCUCAUCAUGAAGAUGGUACCACCGCCGCAUCAACAGACGGAAAAAGCAUAAUUCACCCCGUUGUGUACAAUGUCUAA